GCGAUUGGUGCACUAUUACAUAAUAGCAAUUUUUAAUUUUGAAGUUGCUUCAUUUUCCGAACCCAAAAAAAAAAAAAAAACUAAUAUUGAACCAACAGAGAGCGAAGGGUAUUUUAGCCAUUAUAACACCUGGUAAACUCGGACUUUCGACCAGGAAAUAACAGACGGCGGACGCGCUCUGCAGUUUCUUCUCUACCCCUUCUCCUCUUCCCCCCCUCUCUCUCUCUAAACGAACUUCAAACUACUACGUUAAUCCACUGAUUCGAUCUCUCACUGUAACCACCCCUACUGAGCUCAUUAAAAAGACUAAAAAAACCCUCAAGAACUCCUUAAUUUUCAGUUUCCAUCGAGAUCUCUCACCCCUCGGGAAUGGCUUCUUCGGAAGCCGAUUCCCGUCUGAAUCAGGUCCUUAUCCCAGCCCUAGAGAAGAUCAUCAAGCAAGGCUCUUGGCGCAAGCACUCCAAGCUCGUCCACCAAUGCAAAUCCCUCCUCGAGAGACUCACUUCGACGGAGAAGCCACUUCUCUCUCCCACCUCCCCCGACGACCAAUCAGAGCCCGACACCUCAUCUCUCCCCGGCGUCCUCGGCCCCACCGCCGAAUACUCCCUCGCGGACUGCGACUUCAUACUCACCCCAAUAAUCAACGCCUGCAGUUCCGGCAACGUCAAGAUCGCUGAUCCCGCCGUCGAUUGCAUCCAGAAAUUGAUCGCCCACGGCUACCUUCGCGGCGAGGCGGACCCCGCCGGAGGCCCCGAGACGAAGCUGCUAUCCAGACUGAUCGAAUCGGUGUGUAAAUGUCACGAUUUGGGCGACGAGGCAGUUGAAUUGCUGGUGCUCAAGGCGCUGUUAUCGGCGGUGACGUCGGUAUCGCUGAGGAUACAUGGCGAUUGCUUGUUGCAGAUUGUGCGGACUUGUUACGAUAUAUAUUUGGGGAGUAAGAAUGCGGUGAAUCAGACGACGGCGAAGGCAUCUCUAAUUCAGAUGCUGGUGAUUGUGUUUCGGAGGAUGGAGGCGGACUCGUCUACAGCGCCGGUGCAGCCCAUUGUGGUUGCGGAGCUGAUGGAGCCGGCGGAGAAGGCAGAAGCUGACGCCAAUACGACCAUGUUCGUUCAGGGUUUCAUAACUAAGAUUAUGCAGGACAUUGAUGGGGUGUUCAAUCCGGCAACGCCGGGGAGGGGUGCUGGGUCGGGAGGGAGCCACGACGGGGCAUUUGAGACGAGGCCGACUGUGGAGUCUACUAAUCCGGCGGAUUUGUUGGAUUCCACGGAUAAAGAUAUGUUGGAUGCCAAGUAUUGGGAGAUUAGUAUGUAUAAGACAGCAUUGGAAGGACGGAAAGGGGAAUUGGCAGACGGAGAGGCAGAGAGGGACGAAGAUUUGGAGGUUCAGAUUGGGAAUAAGUUGCGGAGAGAUGCAUUUUUGGUGUUUCGAGCUCUCUGUAAGCUAUCCAUGAAGACGCCGCCGAAAGAGGCAUUGUCAGAUCCACAGUUGAUGCGGGGCAAGAUCGUGGCUUUGGAGUUGCUCAAAAUUUUGUUGGAGAAUGCAGGUGCUAUCUUUAGGACCAGUGAAAGAUUUCUAGGUGCCAUUAAGCAAUACUUGUGUCUUUCGUUAUUGAAGAACAGCGCUUCGACCCUUAUGAUUGUUUUCCAGCUUUCUUGCUCCAUUUUCAUUAGUCUGGUGUCAAGAUUUAGAGCUGGAUUGAAGGCAGAAAUCGGAGUAUUUUUUCCUAUGAUUGUUCUAAGAGUUCUGGAAAAUGUUGCUCAACCUAAUUUUCAGCAGAAGAUGAUAGUACUUCGGUUUCUUGAGAAGCUCUGCGUUGAUUCACAAAUUUUGGUAGACAUAUUCAUUAACUAUGAUUGUGAUGUCAAUUCAUCAAACAUAUUUGAGAGAAUGGUCAAUGGACUUCUUAAAACUGCUCAAGGUGUCCCGCCUGGUGCUGCUACAACGUUGCUGCCACCUCAGGAUGCGACCAUGAAACUUGAAGCUAUGAAGUGUUUAGUGGCUAUUUUGAAAUCAAUGGGAGACUGGAUGAACAAACAGUUGCGCAUUCCAGAUCCUCAUUCUAUAAAGAAAUCGGAAGUGGCUGAAAACAGCCAUGAACCUGGAAGUCUUCCGAUGGCAAAUGGAUAUGGAGAUGAGCCUGUUGAAGGACCGGAGUCUCAUUCCGAAACCUCCAGUGAAGUUUCUGAUGUUUUGGCAAUUGAGCAGCGCCGGGCUUACAAGCUUGAACUUCAGGAAGGUAUAUCUCUUUUUAAUCGGAAACCAAAAAAAGGAAUUGAAUUUUUGAUAAAGGCAAAUAAAGUGGGGAGCUCACCGGAAGAGAUAGCAGCGUUCCUGAAAAAUGCAUCUGAUUUGAACAAGACUAUGAUUGGUGAUUACUUGGGGGAAAGGGAUGAGUUAUCACUGAAAGUAAUGCAUGCAUAUGUGGAUUCCUUUGAAUUCCAAGGUAUGGAGUUCGAUGAGGCAAUCAGGGCCUUUCUACAGGGCUUUAGGUUGCCUGGUGAGGCACAAAAGAUAGACCGUAUUAUGUUGAAGUUUGCUCAACGUUAUUGCAAAUGUAAUCCCAAGGCUUUCACCAGUGCAGACACUGCAUACAUCCUUGCUUACUCCAUUAUUAUGCUCAAUACUGAUGCUCAUAACCCUAUGGUUAAGAACAAGAUGUCUGCUGAUGAUUUUAUAAGAAAUAACCGUGGUAUAGAUGAUAAAAAAGAUUUACCCGAGGACUAUGUGAGAUCAUUGUUUGAACGGAUAUCAAGAAAUGAGAUCAAAAUGAAAGAUGACGACUUGGAUCUUCAACAGAGGCAGUCCAUAAACUCCAAUAGAAUUUUAGGCUUGGACAGUAUAUUGAAUAUUGUGAUACGCAAGCGAGGAGAAGAAAAUCGUAUGGAGACCAGUGAUGAUCUCAUGAGACACAUGCAAGAACAAUUCAAGGAAAAAGCUCGCAAGUCUGAGUCCGCUUAUUACGCAGCAACAGAUGUGGUGAUCCUUAGAUUCAUGAUUGAGGUUUGUUGGGCUCCUGUAUUGGCGGCCUUCAGUGUUCCUCUUGACCAAAGUGAUGAUGCAGUAGUAAUAGCCCAGUGUCUUGAAGGCUUCCGUUAUGCAAUCCAUGUUACUGCAGUAAUGUCUAUGAAGACACAUAGAGACGCUUUUGUGACUUCACUAGCAAAGUUCACUUCCCUUCACUCACCUGCUGAUAUCAAACAAAAAAACAUAGAUGCCAUUAAGGCAAUAGUUACAAUUGCAGAUGAGGAUGGGAAUUACUUACAGGAAGCCUGGGAGCAUAUUUUGACAUGUGUAUCCCGAUUUGAGCAUUUGCAUCUCUUGGGAGAGGGCGCUCCUCCAGAUGCUACUUUUUUUGUGACCCCUCAGAGUGAUUUAGAAAAAUCUAGACAAGCCAAGUCAAAUGUCCUUCCUGUUCUAAAAAAGAAGGGACCUGGGAAGAUUCAGUAUACAGCUGCUGCUGCGAGAAGGGGUUCGUAUGAUAGUGCUGGUGUUGGUGGCAAUGCUUCGGGUGGGCUUACAUCUGAACAGAUGAACAAUUUAGUCUCUAACUUAAAUAUGUUGGAACAAGUUGGAAGCUCUGUAAUGAGUCGCAUAUUUACUAGGAGUCAAAAGUUGAAUAGUGAGGCGAUAAUUGACUUUGUUAAAGCUCUCUGCAAGGUCUCUAUGGAAGAACUGCGAUCUACAUCUGAUCCACGGGUUUUCAGCCUUACGAAGAUAGUUGAGAUUGCGCACUAUAACAUGAAUCGCAUCAGGCUUGUGUGGUCAAACAUUUGGCAUGUACUCUCCGAUUUCUUCGUGAACAUUGGAUGUUCUGGAAACCUUUCAAUUGCAAUUUUUGCAAUGGAUUCUCUACGCCAGUUAUCAAUGAAAUUCUUAGACCGUGAAGAGUUGGCUAAUUAUAAUUUCCAGAAUGAGUUUAUGAAGCCUUUUGUAAUUGUUAUGCGCAAGAGUGGUGCUGUCGAAAUCAGAGAAUUGAUCAUCAGAUGUGUCUCUCAAAUGGUUUUAUCUCGUGUCAAUUAUGUUAAAUCGGGAUGGAAGAGCAUGUUCAUGGUCUUCACAACAGCAGCUUAUGAUGAUCACAAAAGCAUUGUACUCUUGGCCUUUGAAAUAAUUGAGAAAAUUGUUCGAGACUAUUUUCCAUAUAUUACUGAGACUGAAACCACGACCUUUACUGAUUGUGUAAAUUGCCUGAUUGCAUUCACCAAUAAUAGAUUCAGCAAGGAUAUUAGUCUCGAUGCAAUUGGUUUCCUUCAAUUCUGUGCGGCAAAGCUUGCUGAAGGUGAUCUAGGCUCAUCAUCAACAAACAAGGACAAGGAAGGUUCCGCUAAAAUUUCUCUUCCUUCACCUCAUAAGGAUAAAGACGGGAAAGAAGACCACAGGGAGUUGACAGACAAGGAAGAUCAUCUCUAUUUCUGGUUUCCAUUGUUGGCUGGAUUGUCGGAACUUAGCUUUGACCCCAGACCUGAAAUUAGAAAGAGUGCCCUGCAAUUCCUCUUUGAUACUUUACGCAAUUAUGGUCAUCUUUUCUCUCUACCUUUGUGGGAAAGGGUGUUUGAAUCGGUCCUGUUCCCAAUAUUUGACUAUGUGAGGCAUGGUAUUGAACCUUCAGGUGGAAAUUCACCUGGGCAGGGGACUGAUAGUGACACAGGAGAGCUUGAUCAAGAUUCAUGGCUCUAUGAGACAUGCACAUUGGCCCUCCAACUAGUUGUAGAUCUUUUUAUUAAAUUUUACAGCACUGUCAAUCCUUUAUUGAGGAAAGUGCUGGUGCUAUUGGUAAGUUUUAUCAAGCGUCCUCACCAAAGCCUUGCUGGUAUUGGUAUUGCUGCAUUUGUCCGAUUGAUGAGCAGUGCUGGGGCUUUCUUUUCUGAUGAUAAGUGGCUAGAAGUGGUUAUGUCCCUAAAAGAAGCAGUUAACACAACAUUUCCUGAUUUCUCCUAUAUUUUAGAUGUAGAUAAUAUGGUUAGAAGCCAUGACGAGGCUUCAAGUAGAGAAAAUGAUGGAGAGGCUACUGCAUCUGAUACGCUUGACGACGAUUCAGAGAGCCUAAGGAGACACAGUCUCUAUGCUGCUAUUUCUGAUGCUAAGUGCCGAGCUGCUGUACUACUUUUAUUGAUUCAGGCAGUGAUGGAGAUAUACAUGAUGUACAGAGCUCAACUUUCGGCAAAAAACACCUUAGUCCUCUUCAAUGCUGUGCAUGCUGCGGCAUUUCAUGCUCACAAGAUAAAUAGUAAUGCUACUUUACGUUCAAAGCUACAAGACCUUGGCCCUCUGACCCAAAUGCAAGAUCCUCCAUUGUUACGGCUCGAGAAUGAGGCUUAUCAAACCUGCCUUACAUUUUUACAGAAUCUUACACUGGAUAGGCCUCCAAGUUACGAAGAAGCUGAAGUGGAGUCUUACCUUGUUAACCUUUGCCAAGAGGUGCUACAGUUCUAUAUCGAAAUUGCACAUUCUGGACAGAUGUCCGAGUCAUCUCUCAGUAGGCAGCCCCAGUGGUUGCUCCCCUUGAGUUCUGGAAAACGAAGAGAGUUGGCUGCACGUGCACCUCUUACUGUGGCAACCAUCCAGGCUAUAUGUGGUUUAGAAGAUUUGUCGUUUGAGAAGAACUUGGUUCGCUUCUUCCCCCUACUUUCAAGCUUGAUAAGUUGUGAGCACGGGUCAAAUGAGGUUCAGACAGCACUCAGUGAGAUGUUCAGCUCAUUUGUAGGUCCCAUUUUGUUGCGAUCGUGUUGAUCUGACCUUCACAUUCUGAGAUGUAUGAUAUUUUUAUCCAAGCCUUGCAGUUUCCUUUUUGCUAUUUUAUAAUCAAUGUUGGAAAUGUAGUUUUGUAGGAUAUAGAGUGAGUAUUGAUUUUUGAUUGCGAACCGUUUAGAAAUUAAAUCCAUAAAUGUUACCAGUAAAUUUGAGGAUGUACAUUAGUCAGGUGUUCUUUGGGCGAAUGAGUUUUAGAACAAUAACUUGGUGUAAGAACUGCUUAUUUAUUUUUUCAUUAAAUUCAUAGUUUAUUGCUAUUUUUAUUUUUUUGGA
This is a messenger RNA of Cornus florida, 6024 nucleotides long. Its product is annotated as brefeldin A-inhibited guanine nucleotide-exchange protein 2-like. NCBI's taxonomy places the organism in Eukaryota, Viridiplantae, Streptophyta, Magnoliopsida, Cornales, Cornaceae. Gene Ontology annotation, molecular function: guanyl-nucleotide exchange factor activity. The record is from RefSeq and is a predicted model, not a curated record. Bases 370 to 5730 code for a protein of 1786 amino acids. The transcript has 11 exons. Gene Ontology annotation, biological process: regulation of ARF protein signal transduction. Gene Ontology annotation, cellular component: trans-Golgi network.